GGAGCUGCACGAUAAGGUUACACGAGGACUCGAUACACAAUUUGCGAUUGCUGCGCCUGUCGUAUUCCUCUGGAAGUCUGGAUAUCCACCCGAGAACCUCUGGCGACCUUGCGCACCACCAUCACUACCACCGAUAUCGAAUUUCGCACAAUCGAUCAUCUCAUACGCGCGGGCGCACGCGCGAGUUUCGUGCAUGGCGCGGUUGAACGAGCCGCCCAUUGCACCUGCUCCGACGACAGCGACGAGUCUGGUCGCGGGCGUUGGUGCUGCAGGAGCAGAGAGUGUUGAAGUCUUAAAACGCAGAUUUAUCCGACAGAAUCGCGAACUCGCAAAGAACAAUUCGACACAAUCCCUCCGCAUCCGAAGCUUGGAGCUGGAAGUCAGCAAGCUGCUGAGCGAUAAUUUAGAUUUGAGGGAACAGGUGCUCAGCCUACAGAAUGAGUUGUACGACGCGCGGAUGCAGGCGAGCAGCGCUGCGGCAAGGAGAGUCAAGCAGGACCUGAAGGCGAAGCUGGCAGAACUCAGCGGGCUGGUAGAUGGCAUCGACGAGGGUGGUGAUGCGGUCGAGGAAAGAGACAUGCCCGAAAAAGCUCGCAUCCUCAGCCCGAGCAGACAACAGUAUCGCGAGAGACAACCCUUGGCCGAGCUCAUGCAAGAUACGCAAAUGCCGACUAUCACCGAGAAUAAGAUGUUUCCAAGACGGACUCUCGAGGAGCUGGAGAUCAGGGAGAUCCGUCUUAGCGGAGGCAGUACCGCGAGUGGGAGUCCAGAUCUGGGGCCACCGCCUGUUGCGCAUUUUGACGACCUACCAAAGCUGAGCCAGGAAGACCCUGUGGAACCAGAGGACAGUAGCAACCAAGUGGAGGAGCUUCUUCCAUCUAUCAACCUCGAAACACGCCGGAAGAGAAAGGAUCCAUCGCAACCACGGGAAUCAAGGAGAUCUUCAAUUCUGGCACAUAGUCCCGACAAGACUGAUGAUGCCCCAACUACGAUACUGAAGACAGGUGCCAAGAGGAAACUGUCUGAUCGUGAUAAUGACAAGCCCAUAAAGCCGCCUGCGCAGGGAGACUUCACGUUCAGCAGAAAACCUUCUGCGACGCAACCAGCACCCGAGGAGACUGAAAUACCGACUGUCGCGAUCAAACCACCUGUGGAGUACAUUGAGAGGCCGUCGUCGCCCACGAAGCCAGGAAGGAGGGUUCUUGGCGACAAGAGCACCAAUAUGUCGCCUGUCAAGACUACUCGCAGAGCGACGGAGCCAGUGCAAGAGGAUCUGAGGAAGCCAGUCGACUCCAAGCCUACCAUUGAGCGUGAGCGUGCACCAUCGCGCAGCAGUCGAAGGCUAUCAUCCAUGUCAGCAAUUCCGGUCCCUGCUCCUCAUGACGACGAUGCACCAGCGAUAGCAGAAAUCGCUCCAUCUCGACCUUCCUCUACUGAGGUGAUACCCGAAACGCCAGCCAAUUUCGAUGUCUUCUCGCCCGCUACGUCCCAGCCGUCUGAGAAGAAUGGAGGUCGCGAUACACCUCCGCCGGCGGACCUCUCGUCGAUCAGCAACACCACAGAAGGCAGCCAGCGACCUUCGCGGCGGGCACGAUCAGCAGUAAAUUAUGCUGAGCCGUCGCUCGUGGCGAAGAUGCGUCGACCUGACAAGAAGAUGGCAGACGCCAUAUCUGGCCUGCAAGAUCCGCGACGAGUCAUGAGCACAUCUACUACGACCAAGAGAACAGGCUCGGGUGUUGUGAAGAUUAAAGAAGAAGCCGCAGACGACUCGUCAUGGGGCGGCCUCCCGCAUACUAGCAGUCUCAGCAGAGAGAGCAUGGGCUCACCACUUCGGCAUCUUACAACUGACGACCGGCCACACAUCUCUCCACGCCCUUCACCUCGUGCAUCGCCUGCCCGAUCUUCGGCUGGUCUCUUGGGCGACAUUGGAGAAUCCAUCGAUGUCAUACCCCGCUCCCCACGCUCAUCCACAGCGGACUCCAUCUCGACUCUACUCGCGAAUUCUAGGAAAAGACGCGAAGCUUUAGAUAAGAGGAUCAGUCCGCCUCCAGACCAGGUUGACGCUGCGACUAAGAGGCUGGAAGAGCUCGACCUGUACGACUUCAAAGAAUCCAGCUCUCCAGCAAGUGUGGACGAUUCGUCAUCGACGAGUGGCAAGGUCGGCGGAAGGGUUAUUGCGGCUCACAGAAGGCAUAGCAGUGUACCAAAAGCAACGCCACCAGCUACGGUCACUGCUGCCGCGGCCAAGAGCGCAAGUGCGAGCGCAAAUGCCGGGACUACUGCUACUACGACUGUCGGACAUGGCUCGCGAAUGGCGAGUAGAAGACGAAGCAUGAUGGUGUGAGGAAUUCGACAUUUUCGUUGAUAUUGCUGUUCAGCGAGCGAGCGACUUCUGUUUGAGCGAUCGUUUUUUGCUUCUGUUGCCCGGAUUGCUGUACAGAGACAGAAUUUCCUGAACGGGUCACUUAUCGGAACAGAUGGUGGAAAGGGUCGUUACUGGUGUGGGGCACGAUGGCUUUGCUGGAUCGGAGGAAAGUGGACGGGAAGGGGGCGCUUUCGUCGUUCUUAUCGGGUUACACAGAAACAAUCGAACGACCAAAUCAAAUUCUUCAAUGCAUUUCCCAACA
Molecule: messenger RNA, 2627 nt
Organism: Cercospora beticola
Lineage: Eukaryota; Fungi; Ascomycota; Dothideomycetes; Mycosphaerellales; Mycosphaerellaceae
Biological process (GO): meiotic chromosome segregation
Cellular component (GO): nucleus; chromosome, centromeric region
Source: RefSeq, a predicted model, not a curated record